Messenger RNA from Budorcas taxicolor (takin), 1760 nucleotides. It is a transcript of the gene PPHLN1, whose product is annotated as periphilin 1. The record is from RefSeq and is a predicted model, not a curated record. The transcript is spliced from 10 exons. Bases 68 to 1171 code for a protein of 367 amino acids. NCBI's taxonomy places the organism in Eukaryota, Metazoa, Chordata, Mammalia, Artiodactyla, Bovidae. Gene Ontology annotation, cellular component: nucleoplasm. Gene Ontology annotation, biological process: protein localization to heterochromatin; negative regulation of gene expression, epigenetic; negative regulation of DNA-templated transcription.
ACGCGCGGACGACUACAUUUACGGGAUCUCCAGGCGGCCCAGAGUUGUGGCUUACAGAGGAGAUGAAAUGUGGUCUGAGGGACGAUAUGACUAUGAAAGACUUCCAAGAGAAAGAGUGCCUCCUCGAAGUCACCCCAGUGAUGGCUACCGUAGAGUAGUUAAUGUUGUGCCAAAGAAACCACCACUGCUAGACAGACCUGGUGAAGGAAGCUACAAUAGAUAUUACAGUCAUGUUGAUUACCGAGACUAUGACGAGGGCCGCAGUUUUUCUCAUGAUCGAAGAAGUGGUCCACCUCACAGAGGAGAUGAAUCUGGCUAUAGGUGGACGAGAGAUGAUCAUUCUGCAAGCCGACAGCCUGAAUACAGGGACAUGAGAGACAGCUUUAGAAGAAAAAAUUUCUACUCCUCCCAUUAUGUGAGAGACCGGUCACCUCAUAAAAGAGACACUCCUAUUUUCAGAGAAUCACCCGUAGGCCGAAAGGAUUCUCCACACAGCAGAUCUGGCUCCAGUGUCAGCAGUAGAAGUUACUCUCCAGAAAGAAGCAAAACUUAUUCUUUCCAUCAGCCUCAACAUAGAAAGUCCGUGCGUACUGGUGCCUGCUACAAACGGCAGAACGAAGGAAAGCCAGAAAGAGGUAAGGAAAGACCUGUUCAGCCUUUGAAAACAUCAAGAGACACUUCACCCUCAAGUUCUUCAGCAGUUCCUUCAUCAAAGGUAUUAGAAAAACCCAGUAGGCUAACUGAAAAGGAACUUGCUGAAGCUGCAAGCAAGUGGGCUGCUGAAAAGCUAGAGAAGGCAGAUGAAAGUAACUUACCUGAAAUUUCGGAGUAUGAGGCGGGAUCCACAGCACCAUUGUUCAUUGACCAUCCAGUAGAACCUGAGUCAAAUGCAACAGAUGGCAUGGAAUUGUUCGAAGACAGGCAGCUAACCAGUCGCUCUAAAGCAAUAGCAACAAAAACCAAAGAGAUUGAACAGGUUUACCGACAAGACUGUGAAACUUUUGGGAUGGUUGUGAAAAUGCUGAUUGAAAAAGAUCCUUCGCUAGAAAAGUCUAUACAGUUUGCAUUGAGACAGAAUUUACAUGAAAUCGGUGAGCGGUGUGUUGAAGAACUCAAGCAUUUUAUUGCAGAGUAUGACACCUCUAGUCAAGAUUUUGGAGAGCCGUUUUAGAUUGCUUUCUCAGGCAAAAAAAAAUUUCUAAAUUUUUUUCCCCCUGGAUUGUGUAAAUCCUUAAUAUAUGGAAUUUUUGUGAAGAGAAAUACUUUAUGAUAGUUGACCAUAUUUCCAAUAUCAAAUAAACAUCUAAAAUAGUCUGAUAUUUUAAUUAGAAUUUUUUAAUCUACAUGUAGAGCCUUCUAAUCCAUACUUAUCUAUUUUUCCCCCUAUCCUAAAACAAUGGGUCAAUUGAUUUUUCAAGCUUUCUUGAAAAUGCAGUCCAAGAUUUCUGUACUUACAGGACAUGUCCUAUAGUCUUCCAUUGUUACGUGAUCAUUUAUUUGGUCACACUAGUGUAAUUUAUAGGUUAGAGUACAUUCCACUUAAACAUUUGUAGACUUUUUGCAUUUCAUAGUCAGUGAUACCAUGUGAAAAUGUUACAGUUCUGAGUUGUGUUUUAUUGACUUGUUGCUUGCUUACCUUAGGCUUUGUAACUUUCAAUAUGUUUAAGUAUAUUCAAAUAAACUGAAUACUUUGGUAUCUUAGGGAAUAUUUGCUUUAAGGAUAAUUCUCAUUGUGAUAAAAUAGAGCAUUUAAACCUCUA